GCCAUGGAUACAGUACCGCCAAAACAUCGUUAUCAACGUGGAAGUUCAGAAAAAAUAUUCGCUUGUACAGAAUACUUUGUGCGAUGUUGUUAACUUCGGCAUUUGUUUUUCGAUUUGGAAAAUUUGAAAGACUUGGGAAAAGAUCGUAAGACUCUUUAGUGUUUCAAGGAAGUUUUGCGCAUUAUACAGAAUUCUCUCUAGUUUAGGCCUGUUUUGGAUUUACACGUGUGGACUUCUUCAUGGAGCCUUCUCGAAUCUUAGGCUAUGGAAAAUGAUCAAGAAAGUUUAGAUACUGAUUUCAGUUGUAAAGAUGCUGUCAUUGAAAAAAGGAAUAAGAAAGAAGAUCAUGAUCAACUGAAUGAAAAGCACGUCGAAGGAACGAUCAUUCCUUCACGACCAAAAUGUACCAAACCUAAGCAAGGGGCGGAUGGUGAAGCAGCAAGGCUCUGGAGGAAAAAGAAAAUUUUAAAUGGAUUGAAGUCAAGGCAUUCUGAAGGGCAGAGAAAGGACAAUGAUAAUGGAAAUUGUGGUUUGAGAAACCCCCCAAAGACGAGAAGAGAGCCUUUACCUAUGCGAAAAAGAGCACUACCACAGUCUUUUUGGAAAGAGCCUGCUACAAUGCAAACAAGUUCACUUGCAGGCAAUGUCUACCCAGUCUUGCCACCACUUUUCACAACAGAAAAUAAUAAUACAGACAUGACUGAGAUAAGACCAGUUACUCCACCAGGAGAAAGUAGAAGCAAAAAGGAAUCCAAGAGGCCUACGCGAUAUUUAACAUCAGCUCCAAAUGUGGAUCUCUUAUUCAGUUUGUUUGAUCAGUUUGAGAAUAAAGUUGAUGAAAAGCGACUUGUACGGAGAGGAAGGCCCAAAAAACAACUGAAAGACAAAGAAACAUACAAACACCCACCAAAGAGAGAAGAGGAUCCAUAUAUGGUUGAUGCAUUAUCAGAAAAGUUAUUUCCGCAACUGUCACUGACUGCGUCAUCAGCAAACAAGAAUGAAAAAUUUGCAAUCAUUAAGUUAAAAACUCGUGGGCAAACAGUAGAAUUGCCCGCAAUACAGCUGGAGCAAAACUACACUGUUAUGCUUGAUGAGCUUGCAAUGCAUCUCUGAGCUUUUACUGGGUAGUGUGUUAAACACAGGCAUGGUUACUCCCCUGACAUAUAAUUUUGGGCUUCCCACCAAACCAAAGGAAAUCUACUUAUAAAUUUUUUGUGCAAAUAGUGAGCCAAGCCAGUGGUGUCAACUGUAAAGCUAUUAUUUAAGAGUUGGAUGAAAAAUCCAACGAUACUCAAGAGGGAAUGUUUAUUGAAUGCAAUUAAAAGGGGGCAAAUAAUUCAAAAUCAAAUUAUGAAAUUUCUUCCUAGAAUUUGAUUUUUUGUAGUUUGACAGUCUCUUUCAUGCUACCACCAUAAAGAGGUAGUACAUCCACCAUAAAGGGGUUAUUUUUUAAGAGAGCUUAAUUUGCCUUUCUAUUGCUCACAAAAAUCAGAGGCUUGAUCAACUGUUGCCAUGGGGCUUCAAUGAAGUUUGAAAAUUAUGAGGGGGUGAACACUGCUUAAAAACGUGGUACUAAAAUUUGACAUCCUGGAUGAUUAACACUUUUAACAAAGAGCUCAUGUUUAGAGCUUUCUGUUAUUGGUGAUUAUUUUAACAAUGUUUUCAAAAUAUCUGCAGUUUUAAGGGUAUGGGUAAGAGUUAUAAAUAUUCAAUUGUUAUUUAAAUUUGUUUUAGGUAUUUAAAGUUUUGAGGAAAUUUUAUUCCAAGAUUGUAAAUGAUCCAUUAAUUUUGACUUUGUGAUUAAUAGAAUUUUGUAAAUAAAUUUUUAUUUGGUAGCUACAAAAAGUGUUUCCAGUUGGAGUAUGUUUGGAGAAACUAGAGUGUACUUGUGAUGUAAACAGUUCAAAAAGAUGCUCUGAUGAGUAAGUUAAUACAUACAAUCCUACCAUUUGGAGGAAACCUGCUUUUCUUGGUAGCACUUUUGGAUGUUUUUUAUCAAGCUAAAAUGAUGAAGUCUUUUACCCUUGCCCCCAUUUUAGAGUGAUGAGCAUUUUAACAGAUAAUAUCUGGUACCACAAAUGCUUUUAAAUCUGUUGCUUUGAAGUAGGUCCAAACUGAGAAAGUUUGAAACUAAACACAUGCACAAAAACACAUGUCCUUGUUUUAUCUUUGCCAGUAAAUAUAGCUAUAUAUUUGCAACAUUGAUAAGUAGUUAAAAUGAGAACUUCAUAAAAAACAUUAAAUGUCAAGAACCUUCACAACAAUGCUCUGCUGUAAAUUUUAUUCCUUAUGCUAAAUGAACUUUGCUGUAAAUACUUUUGUGGAGUGGCAAUUGAAAAACAUAUGUCACCAAUUGAUGAA
This is a messenger RNA of Rhopilema esculentum, 2361 nucleotides long. RefSeq lists its product as uncharacterized. The record is from RefSeq and is a predicted model, not a curated record. Lineage: Eukaryota; Metazoa; Cnidaria; Scyphozoa; Rhizostomeae; Rhizostomatidae.